Molecule: messenger RNA, 804 nt
Organism: Manihot esculenta (cassava)
Lineage: Eukaryota; Viridiplantae; Streptophyta; Magnoliopsida; Malpighiales; Euphorbiaceae
Product: mediator of RNA polymerase II transcription subunit 28
Exons: 3
Coding region: 82-519 (145 amino acids)
Biological process (GO): regulation of DNA-templated transcription
Cellular component (GO): mediator complex
Source: RefSeq, a predicted model, not a curated record
GUCAGGGAUUGAAAAUUCUGGGGAGCGCUAGGCAUUAGACAAAGCAAUCUCACCCAAUUUGGGCACGGCGAGGAAAGGACCAUGGCGGAAAGGCAGGCGUUGGAGCAGCAACUACAGCGACAAAUAGAGCCGCCGCAGCUGCAGUCUCCAUCGCAGCAGCCAAGAGAAGACAUGCUUGAUUGCGUGAUGCACUUAGAGAACGCUUUGCUUCCGUGUUUGCCCGCUAGAGAGCUCCAGGCCAUUGAUCGCUCGCCUCAUCCUUCUCAUCAGAUUGAUGUUGGGAGGCAUGCCAGAGACUUCAUGGAGGCUGCCAAGAAACUUCAACUCUAUUUUAUUGGUCUCCAACGUGAAGAUCAACCAACUACGGCUGAAACAUUGAGAAAGGAAGUAGCUGUGAUGGAAGAAGAGUUGAAGAUAAAGGAUGAGAUUAUUAAAAAGCAAGAGAGACUCAUCCAAGCUUGGAGGAAGGAGUUGAAAGAACAACUGGAUAAACACAAAACUGAAUUGGAGAGGGUGUAAUGAGACAGCAAUUAAGCCUAUAAUCAAGCCAUUAGGUUGAGAGAUCUAGGCCAAAAUUUAUUUAGAAAAUCUGUUCUUUGCUUGUGGCAUUAUUUUUCAUGUGCCACUUGUAUGCUUGAAUCUAGAUGUAAAAUGGCUGUAGAUCACAAAUUUGCAUGCCUUAAUUUUCAGCAAUCAGAUUUCGUGGUCAUGUCCGACUUACUCUUUACAUAUUGUAUUCUCUGUGUUAAAUACAUGAUGAGAACAAAUGUUAAUCUGGAGCAAAGUAGAUCUGAUGAAGGUAAA